AUGCGCGUGCUCGGCCUGGGGUUUGGGCUGCUGCUCGUAGCAGCCGCGAUGUGCGCGCCGGCUACCCUUCCCUCACUGGCCAUAUGUGUGGCCAUUAAGGACCAGGCUGCAGAUGUGCGGGAGUGGAUCAUCUAUCACCAUGCAUUAGGCGUUCAAAAAUUCUAUAUCUGGGACACAGGCAGCGUUCCGCCGCUGCUGGUAGCGCUGUAUGACCGCUGCCUACGGCGCUGGGGUAAUGCUCACACUUUCAUGGCCUUCAUCGAUACCGAUGAGUUCAUGGUGCUACGGGACGGCACGCCCGACCUACCCACCCUGGUGAUGCAGUUGAAGGAUUAUGUGGGGCACGGCGGGCUGGUAAUCAAUUGGGAGGUGUUUGGCAGCGGCGGCCUGCAGCUGCGUCCCAAGGGCAAUGCGAUGAUGUCCUACUGGCGAUGCUCCCCCCGAAACCACCCAGUCAACACGCGGCACGAGCCUGUGCCUGGGCCCAAGUCGCGGACGCCGGUGCAGGAGCGAUGGGCGCUGUACCACUACGCCAUCAAGUCCGUGGACGACUUCCAGCAGAAGAUGAUGCGGGGGUCGGGGAUGGGCAACGUCAAGACGCUGGCCUACUUGCAAUACGUGGACAACUUCACAGACGCCCGCUGCCCCGAUGCGCUGGACAUGGGCCUGCAGCUGAACAACCUGAUGGGGCUGCAGGGUGCCCUGUAA
This is a messenger RNA of Chlorella variabilis, 708 nucleotides long. RefSeq lists its product as hypothetical. NCBI's taxonomy places the organism in Eukaryota, Viridiplantae, Chlorophyta, Trebouxiophyceae, Chlorellales, Chlorellaceae. The record is from RefSeq and is a predicted model, not a curated record. Bases 1 to 708 code for a protein of 235 amino acids. The transcript has 6 exons.